Molecule: messenger RNA, 2508 nt
Organism: Labrus bergylta (ballan wrasse)
Lineage: Eukaryota; Metazoa; Chordata; Actinopteri; Labriformes; Labridae
Gene: card19
Product: caspase recruitment domain family, member 19
Cellular component (GO): mitochondrion
Source: RefSeq, a predicted model, not a curated record
GUCUUUCUUUAAGUAUAAAUAACCCUUAAAAUAAAUAGGUUACUACCUGGUAGCCAUUUGUUUCACUCAUACGUCUUUCAUAGCCCACAGGUCAAAAUGAGGAACAUUUCCACAGCAUUAACGACGUGAAAGGUUACCCCGCUUUGUCAAUGACGUCUCUGUUCAAGCUUGUAGAGGUCUUUGAAAGUUUGUUACAUUAAGAUACAUUUACCAGGAGCGAAAGCUUUAACAUAGCCCAACCCGCAACCAAAACGCAACUUUAUUGAACAUCAAAAUGUUCUUCAAGCAGCAUUCCAGUUUCCCCAUGCCCUCGUAGCCUACCCCCUCUCUCCUUCCAGGGUGACGAGGAAACGCUGCAGACAUUGUCGAGGCGUACUGAUAUGUUUACGUUCAGUAGCGUGCCGUAUCAAUGAGAGACAGUUUUCACGAGCAGCUGAUAGAGGACAGUGCCUUCCUCCGAACUGACCGCAGACUUGACACGGAGCUAGUGGACAAACUCACCCUGCAGCUCAACAGAAUCUACCCCCAGGUCCUCUCAGACAAGGAGGCCACUAAAUUCAGAAACUUGGAUGUGCCUACAAGUGUUCGCCUGGGGGAGCUCCUGACACACCUGCAGGGGAAAGGAGACGACGCAUGCCGGGAGUUUUACAGAGCUCUUCACUUGCAUGUAGAGGAGGUUUACUACAGUUUGCCUACACGGCUACGCCUCAGAGAUUCCUUAGAUCCACUCACCCAUCCUCGUGUGUACCAUCAGAGAUAUGUUCUGAAUGACAGAGAUCCCCUCUUCUUUCUGGGCUGUUUCAGCGUUGCAGUGGGAAUGGCUUUACUUUAUUACUAUAGUGAGGAUAAAUUGACGGGAGGAAGCCGGGCCCUUGGGUUGGCUGCUCUGGGUUUGAAAAAGAAGGCACAGGAGGUUCUCAUAUGGUAUACUGAGGAAAGCCUCCUGAAGUAAGAGGGGACUCCUUCACACAAGGUGCUUUAGCAGUACUGCUCUUAUGAAUGAUACCUGCACUCAAGCACAGCAAGUCUCUUUGCAAGAGUUGAAUGCUUAUUUUGUACUCCAUCUCAUAUAUUAUUUUUCUUGUGAUGAAAAGUGGGAAAUAUGAGGAAAAUUAGGGCUUCAUUUAGCUCGUAAUUCUCCAAAUGUUGAUACCUAGUUGCUGAAAAGAAGUAAACACAUGGAAGGGUAGAUCAACAUGAAGAGUCCCCAAAUAAAGAUCAGCCGGUUGGAUUGGGCUCCUGCAAAAUCCAAGUUAACAAGAUGAUUUGACCACGUUCUCUCCUAAAAAUCUUCCAAGUUAGACAAAAAGCAGACCAAAAUAAACAUGCAAAAAUAUAACCUUAUAGGUUCAGAUUAUAUAUUCUAUUACUACAGAAAUGAUAACCUCCCAUUCAUCAGUACAUACAAUACUACAAUAAUUUUCCUUUACUUGCUUGCACUUCGGUGUAGAGACUCAGGCCUUAUUCUUUUUACUUUUAUGUUGGUUCAUAGAGCGCUCUAUAUAUUCCUUGAGCCAUACAUUUUUUGAGGGGGGGGGGUAUACACCUACUCUUCUGGUUAUUUACCUCUGCUUUUAUACAUAUUAAAAAACACUUCAAUGAACGUACUCCCUAAAUUGUAUCAGGAAACCAAGACAAUACCGCCCUCUGGUGGUUACUUGGGAACAAUAUUAUUAGAAAUGUCUCGUCUUAGUCACUAAAGUGCCUCCCAAAAUCCCGUUGCUCGAAAACAGACACACGAAAAAAGAUACAAGUCAUCUAAACAGUCCGAAUUUUGUUGAACUGGGUCCGUAUUUCAACAAUUUAGACGAGUUUAUUGUGUGUUUUGUAGUCACAUGGUUAUUUGUACCAAUGAUAUUCUGCUCUCCCUGCGCGUUGCAUUAUGGGUAGAAUUACACCCAAACCAAAAUAUACAUUGACAAAAGACUUAGUAACAAAGACUAACUACGAACACCUAUCUAGAAAUUCAUUUUGAAAUGAAAACGCGAGACCAGUGUUUAAGUCGUUAUACCGCGGAUGAAAUCAGAAAUGGCACCGUGAGUGUAUGUGUCUUCCGAAAUAGCUGGUAUAUAUAGUGACGUCGUCCAUGUUCUCAUCGUGUUGUAUGAAAGGAGAGAAGGUUAGCACUCCCCUUGACAAGGAUGGAAGAGGCCCUAGUGGCCUUCAACACAUAUACGGUUAAGGCAUUGCCACCUACUUCGUGGCAUCUCUAACCAAGUUUUUUUUUAUUUACAAUGUACGCAGAUUCUAUGUAUCGAGUGCCUUUCUAUCUCUGAAUUUUAUUUUUUAUUUAUACUCACCACAGAUUUCGUCUUCUGCUCUAGACAAAUACUUUUAGUCCGGAAGCAUGCCUUGAAUACUUCCCCAUGUCUUUGUUUCCGUUGGGUUGGGCAGGGUGGAAAAUGUAAUAUUUCCUGUCAGCCUGUAGUCAUUUUAGCGUCAAAUACUCAGGACGACUCAAAAAUGUAAAAGUCGGUGCUUUUUAUCCCACAGAAGAAGCUGGCUGAG